GUAGUCCAUUACGGAAUGUGCUUCUGACUUUAAAUUCGCAGAGCCACAGUUCAUCGCAUCGUUGGAACUCCUGCUACCAAACAGAUUAUAAGUUUUCGACUAUCCAAACCGCUUGCUCUGAAUUGCUGCCUCAAGAAUUCCUGAUCAAAUGAGGUUUUCGCUUGGAAGUAAACCACAAAGCCGCCUUUAUCGAGCGCCACUAGCAGCGCGGGCCAAACCCACACAGGAGCGACACAAAAUGGUACUUGCAUGAUAUGGGUCUAAAAUCAGCUCGAAUAUCAAUCACUGAAUCUAAGCUAGCCGCGAUAAAAUGAACCUUUGCUCACUUCGUCUUUUUCCAAAGCUGGCUUGUAUUCUGUCACACCACUCGAACUAACGCAGCGCAAUCAUGCCCCCAGCAUAAAACAACAUGCUUCCCAAGACGACUGUGCAGCUUUCCCCAUUGAUCUAAUCCUUAUAGUAUUAGCCUGUAGGAUUUAUAGCCGCAAACAUCUCAAGGCAACAUCUUCCUCUAUCACCAGCCAGCCUAUGAUCCCCCAAAAUUUUCCCAUUUCGAGUACCCUUCUUUUUAUAUCUUCAUUAUGGACUCCGCCAGUCCAACCUCCGCCAAGUGCGUACACGCUCACCAACUUUCCUCGCACUGUUACUCAGAUCGAAUCAGAUCGAAUAAUACCACACCACACAUUCCCUACCGAACACCUCUCACUCUCCUUCUCUAGCCUUUCGCUCCCCUCCUCUCAUUCAACGUCUGCGCACACAACUACCCCCCAACACGAAAAGCCUCACAGCACUCCACCCCUGCACCCAAGUGAUACCUACCUUUUCUAACACCCUUUUGCCUUCUCUUCCUCAUCCAAAUCCCGAACACGUCGCCUUGCCAGCACGAGUUCUCCCCUCCCCUUCCCUCGUCCUUCCCGGCACACUUUACCCACCCUCUUGAUAAGUGAACAAAAGCUCACGGGAAAUAGGUACAGGACGCCUUCGUCUCUUACCUCCAACACCAAUGCAAUAUGCCAACAUCUCACAUCAUAAAAUUGGGACUCAACUUGAACCUUCAAAAGUGAAAGUUGAAGCCUAGUCUCUGUUCAAAAUAGCAGUAAUGGGAAAAUCUAAAACCUGGGAGUAAAGAGAUGCAUGGGCUUUAUAGAGAGAAGUUGUGAUAUAUACCGGGAUUCAGCUCUGGAGCUAGGUGUUGUCUUAUGUUCGCUAUCGAAGUGUGUCGGUCUUAUGAUAAGGAUAAAUCAAACCGUAUGGUAUAUUUUUCAGGAGCUGAGGGAUGGAGAAUGGGUGAGGAAGGGAUGAGAAAGGGGAUGGCAUGCAAGUGGCGAGUGAUGAAGACCGGUACAAUACUAGACACAGCUGAGGAGUGCCUCGUGGUAUGUGAUUAGGAAUUGUCUGGAAUGAGCAGUAUGAGCAGGAUGGAACUUGUUG
Molecule: messenger RNA, 1431 nt
Organism: Cadophora gregata
Lineage: Eukaryota; Fungi; Ascomycota; Leotiomycetes; Helotiales; Ploettnerulaceae
Exons: 1
Coding region: 529-828 (99 amino acids)
Source: RefSeq, a predicted model, not a curated record